AUGUAUGUUUUCACCAUCCUGGGCCUCCCUGAAUGCUGCAUCCUAGCAGCUGUGGCAUAUGAUCAUUAUGUGGCCAUAAGCCACCCCUUGCACUACACAGCUAUCAUGAGUGGUCAGGUGUGCAGGCAGCUAGCAGCCACCUCAUGGGUCAUCAGCAUCUUGGUGGAAGCGGUUCAGUCCACAUGGAUCUUCAGCCAGUCCUUCUGUGGCUCCAACCGCAUCCACCAUUUCUUCUGUGACAUCCCACCGAUGGUGUGCACAGACAUGUCCAAGAUCAAGAUUGUUUUCUUGGCCAUGCCAGUGCUGUUCAUCAUGAGACCUUUCCUGUUGAUAAUCCUGUCCUACAUCGAUAAAGAUUUCUCCACCUUCUCCUCCCACCUCAUGGUGGUGACUUUGUGCUAUGGAAUGGCCCUAAUUUCCUACGUGAGGCCCAAGUCCAGCUACAGCCCAGAGAGUGAUCAGAUGAUUUCUCUCAUGUACAAGGUUGUGAUGCCAGUAUUUAACCCAAUAAUAUACACGCUGAGGAACAAAGAGGUGAAGGAAACCUUUAGUAAAACAAUAAAGAAGAGCAUCUUUUCACACAGCUAG
Molecule: messenger RNA, 588 nt
Organism: Mauremys reevesii (Reeves's turtle)
Lineage: Eukaryota; Metazoa; Chordata; Testudines; Geoemydidae
Product: olfactory receptor 10A4-like
Exons: 1
Coding region: 1-588 (195 amino acids)
Biological process (GO): G protein-coupled receptor signaling pathway
Cellular component (GO): membrane
Molecular function (GO): olfactory receptor activity
Source: RefSeq, a predicted model, not a curated record